AUGAAGGAGGCUUUUGAGAAAGAGUUUUCAAAAAAGAAGACAUUUGGCCAUAAGAAUUCUGCAAGAGCGGAAAUUCAAGAGUUUUGCAAGGCUCAAAACAUCCAAUUCCAAACUUUGAGAAGUGCCAAAGUCUAUGUCAAACUUGUGUGCAAGCACUUUGGAGAUUAUCGUAGCACCAGAGGUGUAGAAAACGGCAAUGAUGAUGAGGGUGGAUUCAAGAGACCCAACCGAAAGACAGGUAAAGUUGGGUGUACAGCCUUCAUCCACCUAAAGAUAGUUUUGAAGGACGUGGAGAAUCGGUGGUUUGUGAUUAAGACAUGCUUUGAGCAUACGCAUCCUGUCAGCAGUAACCGCAAGAUGUACCACGUCAAUAGAAAACUGGAAGCUGAUGAUGCAAAGUAG
Molecule: messenger RNA, 402 nt
Organism: Mucor mucedo
Lineage: Eukaryota; Fungi; Mucoromycota; Mucoromycetes; Mucorales; Mucoraceae
Exons: 2
Coding region: 1-402 (133 amino acids)
Source: RefSeq, a predicted model, not a curated record